Messenger RNA from Venustampulla echinocandica, 1161 nucleotides. RefSeq names its product putative alternative oxidase, mitochondrial. The transcript has 3 exons. The record is from RefSeq and is a predicted model, not a curated record. Gene Ontology annotation, molecular function: alternative oxidase activity. Gene Ontology annotation, biological process: alternative respiration. Bases 1 to 1161 code for a protein of 386 amino acids. Gene Ontology annotation, cellular component: mitochondrion. NCBI's taxonomy places the organism in Eukaryota, Fungi, Ascomycota, Leotiomycetes, Helotiales, Pleuroascaceae.
AUGGACAUCUCGAAGUUAUCGACGGCAUUACCACUCAGCCGACCGCAACUUUCAAAAGCGGUUGCCGCCAGCAUGUUGCGCUCGUGUAGUGCACACGGUGUGGCGGGAUGCAGGCCGGUGCUGGGCAGUUACAGCCUGCAUCUGCAACAAACACAAUCGUCAAUUCAGAGCCAGAAUCGGCGCCAAUUUUCAUCAACGGCGAAAUUUCCCCUCCAAGCUCGGAGACAAUUUUCGAGCACGGCAAGGACGAGUUUGAAGGCUUAUUUCCCCGAACCGGAGACCGAGAAGAUUAGAACAUCUCCGCCGGCAUGGCCUCAUCCCGGAUUUACAGUGGAGCAGAUGAGAGACAAUGUCGCCUAUGCGCACCGCCAACCCAGAGACUUCUCAGACCGUGUAGCGCUGACAAUGGUCCGCCUACUUCGCUUUUGUAUGGACACCGCCACAGGAUAUAAGCACAACGUGGAGCAGCCCAAGAAACCUGGCGAUGCGAAUGCCGUCGCGGAGACGAAGCCUUACGGCAUGGACGAGCGGAAGUGGUUGAUCCGUAUGGUCUUCUUGGAGUCUGUUGCAGGUGUGCCGGGCAUGGUGGCUGGUAUGCUGCGACAUUUGCAUUCCUUGAGACGGAUGAAGCGGGAUAAUGGAUGGAUCGAGACGCUGUUGGAAGAAUCCCAAAAUGAACGAAUGCACCUCCUCACAUUCCUCAAAAUGGCCGAACCAGGCUGGUUCAUGCGCGUCAUGAUCCUCGGCGCCCAAGGCGUCUUCUUCAACUCCAUGUUCCUCUCCUACCUCGUCUCCCCACGCACCUGCCACCGCUUCGUCGGCUACCUCGAAGAAGAAGCCGUCCUCACAUACACCUUGGCCAUCGAAGACGUCGAAGCCGGUAGACUCCCGAAAUGGACAGACCCGUCAUUCGUUGUCCCGGACCUCGCAGUCAAUUAUUGGAAGAUGCCCGAGUCGAACAGGACGAUGAGGGAUCUGCUACUCUAUAUCAGGGCCGAUGAGGCAAAGCAUCGGGAGGUUAAUCAUACGCUGGGAAAUUUGAACCAGAAGGAGGAUCCGAAUCCGUUCGUAUCUUCCUACAAGGACCCGAAUACGCCGCAUCCGAGCAAGGGAUUGGAGCACGUCCGGCCUACGGGCUGGGAGCGAAAGGAGGUUAUCUGA